Dunckerocampus dactyliophorus (ringed pipefish) is the source of this 5258-nucleotide messenger RNA. Its product is annotated as putative protein MSS51 homolog, mitochondrial. The transcript is spliced from 7 exons. The coding region runs from base 3439 to 4731 and encodes 430 amino acids. The record is from RefSeq and is a predicted model, not a curated record. NCBI's taxonomy places the organism in Eukaryota, Metazoa, Chordata, Actinopteri, Syngnathiformes, Syngnathidae.
AGUUGGCUCAGAAUGUCGAAAUGUCCUGAACUAAUGGAACAUGUGGUUCAAAUUUUUCUCCGCUGGGAAAUGGGAGGCACAUUUUGACAUUCUGCUCCAAUUUUGAGGGUCCUAUAUUGGGUCAUUUGGCUCACGUUUUGACAUUUAUUAUCAUGACAGUUGGAGUAAAUUUUGAUAUUUCAGUUCGUUGGAACGUUUGGUUCAAAUUGUGACGUUUUGCUUAUUGUGAGAGUUGGUCCAAAUCUUACAUUUAUAGAAUCUACAUUUCCAUUCAUACUGUAGCUCGCUCAAAUUUGGACAUUUUCUUAACCAAGACAAUUGGAUCAAAAGUUUAGAUUUCCCUCAUUGGGACAUUUCUCACUGGAUCGGUUUGCAGCCACGUGUGAAGCGGCUGGAAUAAGAAUCAGCACCUCCAAGUCCGAGUCCAUGGUUCUCGCACAGAAAAGGGUGGCGUGCCUCGGGGUCUUGUUCACGAGUGAGGGAAGGAUGGAAUGCAAGAUCGAUAGGCGGAUUGGCGAAGCGUCUGCAGUGAUGUGUACUGUCCAUCAGUCCGUUGUGGUGAAGAGGGAGCUGAGCUGAAAGGCAAAGCUCCCAAUUUAGCAGUUGAUCCACGUUCCUACCCUCACCUAUGGUCAUGGGUUUUGGGUAGUGACAAGAUCGCGGGUACAAGCGACCAAAAUGAGUUUUCUCCUGAGGGUGGCUGGGCUCUCCCUUAGAGAUAAGGUGAGAAGCACUGUCAUCCGGGAGAGACUCGGAGUAGAACCGCUCCUCCUCCACAUUGAGAGGAGUCAGAUGAGGUGGCUCGGGCAUCUGGUCAGGUCAGGUCAGGGCACGUCCAACUGGUAGGAGGAUACAUUGGAGAGACUUUCUCGGAAGUAGCCGGGGAGAGGGAAGUCUGGGCUUCCCUGAUUAGGCUGGUGCCCCUGCGACCCGACCCGACCUCGAAUAAGUGGAAGAAGAUGGAUGGAUGGAUGGGACAUUUAUCUUAAAAUGUUGACAUUUCCCUAUCUGGACAAUUUCCCUUAAUUGGUAUUUAUUUGGAUCAAAUUUGGAUGUUUCCUGUAUCGGGUGAUUUUCCCAUUUUUCUUACUAGUACAGUUGGAGUAAACUUUCCUUCAUUGGAACAUCUGGAGCAAAUGUUGACAUUUCCUUUCCUUUUCUGGGAAAUUUGAAGAACAUGUUGACAUUUCCCUUGAAUGAUAAAUUGGCUCAAAUCUUUACAUUUCUCUUAGGAGGACAUUUAGCUCACAUUUUCACAUUCCUCUCAUCUUUAUAGCAGAGGUCCCCAUGUGAUUUAAAAAAAAAAAAGACAUGUUUUUAAAAAAAAUUGUUUUGUCAGUAACUACAUCAACUAUUUUGGAAAUGCAUAUCAAUUUUGGAAAUGAGGACUAUUAUUUUAUUGGAAAAAUAAUAUACCGUUUAUGUUGUUGUGUUUCAUUGUUUUUCUCCAAGCGUGUAUUCCCACUUUCUUCGGCAUCCUUGAACACACACACCCGUGUUUCUUUCACCUCGUUGUUGUUCCCAAAUCCUGAUGCUGUGUGUGAAUGCAUGAAGGUGGGGUUUGAUGACGAUAUGUCUGCGUUGAGUUCGAGCGGCGCAUAUAACCUCAGGUUAAUUCAUGUUAGCACACUGCCUGGCACCUAGACAUCAAACAACGAUUUGAUCAUCUCCCUUGAAAGCAAACUCCAAGCAAGUAUGGUACGGAGCUUGAGCUCGAGUGAACCGGUCCGUUGACUCAAAACGGGUAGAACCAUGUGGCUCAAAUCGGGAAAUGUGAACGAAUUUUGACAUUCCUCUUGGCUCACAUUUUGAUAUAAAAUAUACAUCUGGCUUGUUUGAGCAAAAUCAUUAAAAAGUCAGCUGCUCAAAAUAACUAAACAAAAGCAGAGUUUGCUAAGAAUAUAACAAGAUAUAAAAUAUAUUUGAUCAAAGGGCCUAGUGGUUAGCAUGUUGGCCACACAGUCAGGAGAUCGGGAUUACCUGGGUUCAAAUCUCCGUUGGGCAUCUCUGUGUGGAGUUUGCAUGUUCUCCUCGUGCGUGUGUGGGUUUUCUCCAGGUACUCCGGUUUCCUCCCACAUUCCAAAAACAUGCAUGUUAGGUUAAUUGGUGACUCUAAAUUGUCCAUAGGUAUGAAUGUGAGUGUGAAUGGUUGUUUGUCUAUAUGUGCCCUGCCAAUGGCUGGCGACCAGUCCAGGCUGUACCUCGCCUCUAGCCCGAAGUCAGCUGGGAUAGGCUCCAGCAUACCCGCGACCCUAGUGAUGAUAAGCGGCAUAGAAGAUGGAUGGAUAUUUGAUCAACACAACAAAAAGCACGUUUAUUUGUGGAAAACAAAUAUUGAGCAAGCUGCGCCCCAUUGCACAAAAAUAGGAUGAGGGAUUAAGCCAGGAUAUCUUUGUUAGCCUGACUCAGUUUAUCCAUGAUCCAUGAAUUACCAUGGAGAUUUAUUCUGUGGAGUUAGCAGGCUUAGGUCCAGGAUCUAUGUCAUCUCACUCCUUAUCUCAGUCAGCAGUCACCAUAAAUGGAAACAUUGAUCACAUUCUACUAUGCCCACUGUCAUUAUUUAAACAUGUGUCAUCAUUCAUUGCAAUUAUUGUAGAUAAAGGAUUUUAGAUGAUGUUGCAAUCAUUAGAUCAUUUAUUAGAUCAUCUCACAUACUAUUAAAUAAAAUAGUUAUACAGUCUGAUGGAGUUAUAUUUACACAGUUUCACUCACAUACGCAGUCAAUGAGUGGAAAGGCUGUAGCAAACAUCCAUCCAUCCAUUUUCUGUGCCGCUUGUCCUCACUAGGGUCGUGGGUAUGCUGGAGCCUAUCCCAGCUGACUUCGGGCUAGACGCGGGGUACACCCUGGACUGGUCGCCAGCUAAUCGCAGGUUGUAGCAAAUUUGAGCAUUUCACAUCAUUGGGACGUGCCUCAAAUUUUAGACAUUUCCUUUUUCUGAUCAUUAGAUUCAAAUUUUGACAUUUUCCAUAUUGAGACAUAUAGAUAAAAUGUCAACAUUUCCAUUCAUUUUAGACAUUUGCCUCAAAUGCUGGCAUUUCCUUUCACUGGGACAUUUGGCUCAAUUUUAGACAUUUCUCAUAUCAACCAAAGCCCUCCCCUUUAAAGCCUCUUCCUUCUCCCAAAUCUCCCCCUCCUUCUGUGCUCCAUCCUUCCUUUCUAAAAAUGUCUUUCUGUCCUACUUUCUAGUCUUUUCCAGCUCCCUGUCUCUGCAGUCUGUCCAACUCUCCACCCCUAAACCUCAGCUACCCCCUCGCCUCCAUCAACACUCCCAGUCCAAUCCCCCCCAGAGGUACAUUUGUUGCAGAACCUGAGGGCUUCGUAAGAGGAUGACACUCUGCAUGAGGAGCUGUCAAUCACCUCAAUCCUAAAUCAAGAAGCAAGCAAAGACACCCAGUGGAAAGUUGUCUUUGCCCGGAACCAAAAGGAAAGCUCAGACCAUGGCAGCACAGAUCCCAGCUCUCCCACAGUCCUACACUCCAGGCACUGACAGCAUCUUCUCUGACCAGUCUGGCUUCUACUCUCUGGACUCUAAUGUUCCUGGUCUCUCCAAGGUGAUCCUCAACAAGCUCAACUUGACUGACUAUGGACAGUACAGGGCUGCCCUGUCGGGACAGGCCAAAGGAAUUGCCUUCCGCAACUACAAGGAGAUGUUCCAGAAGAUGGAGGAUACCUUCAAGUUCUGCACUGGUUGCAACAAACUUCCAGAGCAUCUGAGCGAGGGUCAGGUUCUAAAGCGCUGCGUCAAGUGUUUAAAUGUAUACUACUGCACCAAAGCCUGCCAGGUGAACAACUGGCCUCAGCAUAAAAAGGUAUGCAAGACGUUGCGUCUGGUGGCCAUUGACAGACUGGUGGAGUGGCUGAUGUUCACUGGAGAUCUCCCACUUGUUACUGACAAGUGGUCCAAGCCAGCUGCAGAGGUAAAAACCUGGCAGGACUGGCUUCCCCUGCAGGAGGACCACCUCACGCCCCGCCUGGACGCCAUCUUGACAUGCCCUAACAUGGAUGCCCUCUGGAAGAACGCCGGCAGGCCCAGACCGGAGGACGCUGACCUGCGUCAGUCUGUGUGGCGAAUUCAGAGCGAAUUUCUCUCCCGCAUCCUUACAGUGGCUGUCGCCAUGCAGCACUACAAACUAGACCCUUACGCUAAACCUCUCACCAUUCACAUAGUGGGGGCAUCCCAUAAUGAGACCAUGGGAGCCAGACUGACUGACUACGAUGAGCUGAGCAACAUGUUCCCAGGACAUCAGGGCGUAGAGGUAGUCAUGGUGGGACCAGAGGUAGUGGAGGGACCCAUCAUGAGGCCUCCACUCUCAGCAUUUGGGCCCAAAGAGAGGGUCUACAUCAGCGCCCAUAAGGGGCUCUACCAUCAGUUCUGGGAGGAGCUGGUGGAGAAAGAGGAGGCCUCCAAACCAGACCUGGUGGUCGGCUUUCAUCCUGGUUUCCAUGCCAACCAAGGCCUGGUGGAAGGUUGGCUCCCCACUCUUCUGCUGCUUCGAGACUACAACAUCCCAUCCUUCUUCACUAUGUACAGUGACAUGGAGCUGAAGUACUCACUGCAGAUCCUCCUUGAGUUAGAGAUGCACAUUAGGGACAGCGGAGCCAACCCAUUCACUUCACAGAAGCCAGAACAGGUGCAGGCCUGUCCCAACAAGCCACCUGUGUAUUGCAAUUCUCACUACGUCGCUUUCCAGGGACUGUUACCGCGAGAAGACCUCGAGGAGGCCAACUAAAAGAUACUUUUUUUUACUGCAUUUUAUUGGAUUCUGACACGAGGGGGCGCUAGCACGGUUCUAAUACUCAGGUUGCAGGUUAGAUACAUGCAUGUUUUUGUGUGCCUAUGUAACGAGACCAAAAUGACUCCAAUCAGCGGUUUCCAAAUCAGGUCACAUGUAUAUUAAUUGUUUUAGACGACUUUACAGGAGAUAUAAAUAGAUUAGUAUUAGUUAAACUUUUUCUCCAGUCUUUGUUGUAUCUUUGUGGUCUGGCGUGUACUAACAGACUAAAUACAUACAUAGCAGGUUUUAUUUUUUUACAGCUACUGUGUUAUAGCGCAAUAGUUCAGGUGAACCUAAUGUUGUGGUCAGCAAAUGGUUGUGUCAUGUAAUUUUUCUUAAAGAUGUAAUGCAACAUUGGCCUCUCGUGGUCACAAUACGUUAAAGCAGCCAAUUCGUCAGCCUCUAAACUGGACAGUUUCAAAUAUAAUGAAAUAAAGUAUCAAAUAAAGAGUAUUUAUGUAAGGGUAUUGCUCACUGUUUUC